CCUCUUCUGGAUUAUAAUUGAAGGCUUCUGGCCGGGAGAGCCUGCAUUUGAUCUCUGCAAACCCAGAGACCACCUCGCCGUGAUGGAAUUCACUGGAGGAGACGUUUACCAGAAGGAAUUCGAUCCCAAAGUUUACUUGGAAUAUUUUCAUUAUGGGAAAGGGUCUGUGGAAGAUGAAUUCCUGGAGUUUAUUUUGAAAUGCUUUUGCAAAAUCUUUACUUCAGGAGUCCUGAAAGGUGGCACCCUGAUCGAUAUUGGCAGUGGGCCCACCAUCUAUCAGCUGCUCCCUGCUUGUGGGUCGUACGAGAACAUCAUAGCUACUGAUUAUCUGGAGCAGAACUGCCAGGAAAUUACAAAAUGGCUGAAGAAGGAGACGGACGCUUUUGAUUGGUCCUCGGUGGUGCAGUAUGUGUGCCAGCUGGAGGGGAACAGGGAGACGUGUGCGGAGAAGGAGGCCAAGCUGCGAAGAAGCAUCAAGCAGGUCCUCAGGUGUGAUGUCCUUCAAAGCAACCCACUGGCUCCCAUCUCUCUGGCCCAGGCUGAUUGCCUUCUGUCCACAGAGUGCCUGGAGUCGGCCUGCAAAGACCAGCCGAGUUUCCAGGCCGCCUUGAAGAACCUCAGUUCUCUGCUGAAACUCGGGGGACACUUGAUACUCGGUGGGGUUUUAGGGUGCACGUUCUACAUGGUGGGCCCUCAAAAGUUCUCCAGCAUGUUCUUCACAGAGGAAAUACUAAAAACCGGCCUCAGCGCCACUGGAUUUGCCAUUGUAGAGUUCACUGUGGAGCCCAGAGUUUUUAAGACCAAUAUGGAGGACUGUGAUUUCUCCGGAAAAUACGUCAUUCUUGCCCGCAAGGACAAGGAAGUGUGAACUCUGUGGCUUUAUUGUAUCCUAAAAGCCACAACAUCACUUUGGAUCUGAAAGGUGCUUGCCCCAAGCCCAUCUCUACUGCAGUCUCUUCUCAGUUUUAGCUUUCUAAGUGUCACAUGAAGGUCAUAAUAACCCAUUUCAUUGGGAGGUCACACUCCAACAAAGAUGGAAGGAGUUAAAAUAAAACACUUUCUAAAAGAAA
Messenger RNA from Pantherophis guttatus, 1070 nucleotides. RefSeq names its product nicotinamide N-methyltransferase-like. The record is from RefSeq and is a predicted model, not a curated record. NCBI's taxonomy places the organism in Eukaryota, Metazoa, Chordata, Lepidosauria, Squamata, Colubridae. Gene Ontology annotation, cellular component: cytosol. Gene Ontology annotation, molecular function: N-methyltransferase activity.